UCCCCUUUAUUUACUUCCGAGUUUAGUAGCAGGAUGGCAAAAUGUUACUGUUGAAACAGCUGUCCUGUUUUGAAAGAAUGGCAAGAACAAUUCGAACAAGGCAUUGAAUCUGCUGGCAAGAUGAACGUGCUGUUGCUUAAAGAGCCGCGAGACGGAGAUUCUGGUCCUGAUCCUUAUAUGAAGGAGCUGACAUCAUAUGGACACAAACCUACGUUGAUUCCGGUUUUGUCUUUUAAAUUUGUGUCCUUAAAUGCACUGUCAGACAGGCUUUUUCAGCCAGAAAAACAUGGAGGGCUUAUCUUUACCAGUCCGAGAGCAGUGGAGGCCGUCAGAAUGUGUCUGGAAGGGAAUAACAGAAGGGAAGUGUGGAUCAACACUGUAAAGGACAAAUGGAAUGAAAAAUCCAUCUAUGUUGUGGGGAAAGCUACAGCAGCCUUGGUGCAAGAGCUGGGCCUGAUUCCACGGGGUGAGGAAACUGGAAAUGCAGAUGUACUUUCACGCUUUAUCCUCGAAAGGGAAGACACCAGUAUUUUGCCGCUGUUCUUUCCUUGCGGAUCGAUUAAAAGGGAAGUCCUGCCCACAGCCCUGAGAGAAAAUGGAGUGCCGCUGGAAACUUUGACAGUCUAUCAAACAGCUGAGCAUCCAGACCUGGAGAAGAACCUGACGGACUAUUUCUCCGAGCAGGGCGUUCCAGCCAGCAUUGCCUUCUUCAGUCCUUCUGGAGUAAAAUUUUGCUUGGAGGUUGUGCGGAGACUGGCAGGGGAGAAGCUGAAUGAGAUAAAGUUUGCAGCCAUAGGACCUACCACGGCAGAUGCCAUGGUGGCAGAGGGACUGUGCGUCAGCUGCUCAGCAGAGAAGCCCACGGCCCAGGACCUGGCUGCCAGGAUCGCGCAAGCUCUGCAGUGACCAUGCUUCCUGUCUCCCGGAUCCGCCCCUUUGAUACCCCAAAGCCACUCUGUCAUCCCUGCUGUGGGUCAUGUGUCAUGCUGCCAUCCAAUUAAGUUCCAUCUGUGUCUCCUUGUAACUGAUUACUACUUGAAAUGCCUAUCAGUGGAUUAUCCUGUUGAUUAUUUUUAUAUUUUUUUAUGUUUUGUUUUGAUUUCAUACUGCCCUUUGUGUGUCAAAAAUGUUUUAUUACUCUGUCCUAGAAACAUAUUCCAAAUGCUAGAUUUAUGGAUACUUCACACACUGAAUGUAAUGAAUGGUACAAUGAGACAUACAACAAAACUAUCUUUCUGCUUUCUUUCAUCAAAUUUUAUUUGAAAUGCAUGUCAUUGUAUAAUGGACACAAAUUUAUAUGUCAGUUGUAUUUUUGUGGAAAGGGACAUACCUUUUAGCCUUUAAGCCAUAUUUAUUUUUGUAACCUGUGUAAGUCAUAUGCAAUAAAUUGCACUGGUUUGUUUGAGUUCA
Anguilla anguilla (European eel) is the source of this 1410-nucleotide messenger RNA. It is a transcript of the gene uros, whose product is annotated as uroporphyrinogen III synthase. The record is from RefSeq and is a predicted model, not a curated record. Gene Ontology annotation, molecular function: uroporphyrinogen-III synthase activity. The coding region runs from base 121 to 906 and encodes 261 amino acids. Lineage: Eukaryota; Metazoa; Chordata; Actinopteri; Anguilliformes; Anguillidae. The transcript has 10 exons. Gene Ontology annotation, biological process: uroporphyrinogen III biosynthetic process.